Messenger RNA from Gloeophyllum trabeum ATCC 11539, 2981 nucleotides. RefSeq lists its product as uncharacterized. The coding region runs from base 240 to 2600 and encodes 786 amino acids. The record is from RefSeq and is a predicted model, not a curated record. NCBI's taxonomy places the organism in Eukaryota, Fungi, Basidiomycota, Agaricomycetes, Gloeophyllales, Gloeophyllaceae. The transcript has 3 exons.
ACGCGACGGGCUAUAAUAAUAAUUAACGGCAUCCCCUUGGUCGGUUCCAUUGCUCCUAUCAAGGCCGUCAACUCUGCCCGUCGACGCUGAGGCCUCUUUCCUCGCCCACCACCGCAGCGUACUCGUCGUUGGGCAGCCUGGGCUCGCCGCCGUCGACGACGCCGUCCAUCCUUCUCCCGCCAACUGCCAGUCUACUCUUUCUCUUCGCUUUUGUUUCUAACGUCCUGGCACGACUCGUGAUGUCCAUCAACCACGCCAACAUGGCCACACACGCACCACAAUCUUUACCUUCAUUCGCGCAGGCCUUCAGCACCCCUUCCUUGAACUCCAUUUCAUCCAAGAGCAACGCACUACCUCCCAUACAGAACCGUCUGCCGUCCAUGGAGGACGCGAACCACCGUCGCGUGGACUCGCCCCCCGUUCAGGACGAGAGCAGGCACGCAGCCGCAGACGGGCUGCCGAAGCGUAGCAGUUUAAAGCGUGCACACCCAGGGGGAAGCUCGGCGUCCGGUAAGCACGAUAACGACACUUCUGACUCUGAGAGACACCGCUCACCGCGAUUGGUCCGUAUCAAAGAAGAACAAGAGCACGACCCUGUAGAUCGACACACUCCCCCAUCUGCCCAAUCUAGCCAGCAGUUCCACGGAUCCCUCCAAGAUACGAGCAGCGCGCCCCCACCCUCCAGUGCAUACCCCAAUCCUCCCAAAAGACGUCGCGUCACUAUCAGCGGCACCCAUCCAUCGCUAAACAUCAACGUCCAGCGUGCUGGAUCGGAACAUGCUACGCCUGUCUCGCCGGUGGUAAUGGGCUUUACGCUCAAUCGAGACGAUCCAGCCGCUAUCGAACAGGUACGAUCCAUGCUGUCUGUUAAGCAGAAACAGAAGGCUCUGAUCGAGCAGAGGAGGGGUAGCGUCGCGGGCGUGAUGUCCGUCCCUGGCCAGAGUGCUGGUCCGCCUGCGGUAAACGUCGUCAACCCUCCUUCUGUCUCUGACGAGCCCGGUCGCAAGUCGACUCGCGCCGGACGUAGUCCGCCUAAUCCGCCAGGCAGUAGCCUUAUAAGCGGCAGGCGCGCGACUAUAGCUGCACCUAGCACCAGCCAGCGCAGCCCCCCACAGGCUCCUACGCACCACCAUCGUCCCAGCCCUCCUAACAUUCAAACCCAGACUGCCCAUGCCCAUAAUCCCAGUACCCCCAUCCGCACGAACCACCCCGAACCGCCACCUUCAUUCACGGAAGCGCCUGGCGGACCACUCCCCAACGCACUCCCGCCUCCGCCCAUCAGCUUCGCCCGUCGGCGCGCAGCCCAACUAGGCGGCGUGAAGAAGAAACCAGCGGACAUAAUCGUCAGCUCGCGCGACCCGGUACCCCCGCCUGCCAUCCAGAGCGCCCCGCCCAUCCCCAGAGCCAGUCAACAAGCUGGUCCGCCCAUGGCGCUGCCAAGCCUUCCCCCGGUGAUGGGAGCAGGUGCGCAGGGGGCGACGCGGACGACAAUCGGUCGCGUGCCGCCUACGCCUACGAGACUGGGGAUGCUCAGCAACACCGCUCGUGCUGGGCCGUCCCAGGUAGCCGGGGCGCGGUCGCCGCAGGGACCCACCGUGCCGAUUGCGUCGACGCUCGUCCCGCCGACGCCGACAUCCCUCGCGCACCCGCAUUAUGCUGCGGAGAAGUCGGCCUUCCUGGCGCCGUUCGAAAUGUUUUACGAUGCGCUGGCUGAUUCGAAGCAGCUGAAGAACUGGCUCGCGGAGCAGCUGCAGAAGUCGCACGCGCUCGUGCAGAAUGUGCAGCAGCAGCAGGAGCGGGUUGAGCAGAUGGUGGAGACGAUGGUGGAUCGCAAGGUUGCGCCGAUGCGCGAGGAGAUUUAUGGGCUGAAGAGGAGGGUGGGGGAGCUGGAGGAGGAGCUGUACGCGGCGCGUGCAGCGGCGAACCCAGGGCCUGUGCGGCAGCCUGUCUCGCAUAUGCCGUCAUCUGUGCCUCCUAGCGCCAGAACUAGAGUUGGACCAGGUGUGCCGGACAAUCAGUACACGUUCCCCCCGGUUGCGGAGUUGUCGAGUAUACCACGCCGGCCAGACCUCGUUAGGAGGCCGUCAUCCACGGGUAGGUCCUCAGCAGGCGGAGACUUCAACGAUGCGCGCAGCAUCCCAGGCUCGGAACGAGGCUCGCCUGUCGGGUUUGACGUGAAUAAACGCGUAUCGGUAUCUGCUAUGCGGUACGAGCCUGCACCCUCGCAGUCUCUCCCGGGACCGUCGCGCGAGCCGCAUCUGUAUCAGCCGUACUCUCCCCACGGCAGUGUCUACGGUAGGGGCUCGCCUCAUACUCGUUCUCCCUUGAUCAACUCCAAAUCUGCUGCACCGCCGCCUCUUCAUCGGAAUAACUCGUAUUCGCGCGGUGGACAGACACCUCAGCAUAUUUCGGAGUGGGAACGCGAUAGGGCGCCGACUCACCGGCCGCCGUCGAGUCACCGCCGUACUCCCGAUGAGGGAACGAGCGGUGAAGCAGCGCAUACUCCCCAAGAACGAAACAAUGCGACGCGGGAGUCGAUGGCAAUAUCACCACCCGCUAGUCGCCCCCGGUCUCCCGAAGCUAUGGAUGAAGGAUCGUGACGGGUAUGCAGGUCGGAAUGGUAUGCCAAGCCGGGUUUCUGGCGUAUGAUUUCAGGUGAACGCCCGCCCGUUUCUUGUUUAUUAUGUCGAAUUGUAUGCAUCUUGCCUUGGUAUGUAUCUUCUAGGCGCCGAAAGCUUGGUCUCCCUCUUCUCUCCCUCCCUUCACGAUUUUCACUAUGGCAUGGACUGUCUUGGACUCUUGUAUGCGUCUGGAGAAUCACUCCUCCCUCACCCAGCACAGGUCUCGCUGCUCCGUGCUAUUAUAUAGACUUGCAUUCACUCUUUGUCAGUCGGUUUUGUCUCGUCAGCAAUGCAUCUCUGCACAUGUAACAUGUAGGCAUUUGUAAUUGUAUCAUUCCAGAGAGCGAUAUUCUGCUGUCC